AUGUUUUUUUGUGAUAACCCAUAAAUUCUGCUACAUCUACGAGAAUAAGUAAUAAUUAUUGCAACGCAAAUUAUUAUUCUCCAAGUUUUCCGUAUUACGCUUUCCUUAUGAUUUGUAUUUGCUUUUCUUUGUCAUCGCCAGCUUCACCGAAGUUACGUAUACGUAUGCUUCGUGAUUAAUUAUUUCGCGUUAGUUGUUCGAGUUUAUAUAUUCUAUUGAUCUGAAAGUGAUUAGAAGAGUUUCAGUCUACCUAAUUAUGAAGAAUAUCAUCGCUUCAACUUCGUUAUCACUGAUAUUUUUGCUGUCAGCGGUAGGCAAAUGCGAUUCGUCUUCUGAGAAAAGAAAUCUCGUCAAAGAUUUAGAAGCUAACGAAAAAGAUGAAAUGUCUAAAUUUGCCUUACAUACUCUCAACAGUCUAGACGCGACUUAUUCGAAAAGAAUCCUUUGUCGAGUAUUAGAUGGCAAGAAACAGUUUGCCAACGGAAUCGUUUAUAAAUUGAAAUUAUCGUUGGUUGUCGUAGCCGGUAGUAGUUCUGAGGAUAAGAAUUCGUCGUCGUCGUUGUGCGAUGAAAGUGAAGACAAAGUUAUCUGCGAAAUUGAUCUGUUGCGUUCUUACGCGGCUACAGAUUACGCCCCCAUAAAUGUUCAGGUCGUGAAAUCCGAAUGUUCCGACGAAUAUGGAGGAUCAGUUCAAAAACGAGCGAUAUCCAAAAGAAUGGCCGGCGGUAUCGAGUCGAUAGAUAUCGAUUCUGAUCAUAUUAAAAGCGUCGCAGCGAGAUUAGUGGCUAAAUUAGAUGCCGAAUCUGGUUCAGAUUGCAAGCGAAAAGUUAAUCAAAUUUUACAAGCUUCGACUCAGGUAGUUGCCGGAUCUUUACAUCGACUCAAAUUGGAAAUUUGCCCAGAUAAUUGUGCCCAAGCAAACGAGUGUAAAAUAUGCGCAGCCAAAGUUUGGGUUAAGGAAUGGAUGAACUAUUUCGAAGUUAUGGAAUACAGCUGCGAUGAAAAGAAAUCAAAUAUUUCCCAAAAUGGUUUAACCGUCGAACAACUGCAAUUCCGUCAAUUCGCCCAAAAAUACAACAAACAAUACGAGAGUGAAGAAGAAAAACAACGUAGAUUCCACAUAUUCCGUGGCAAUAUGAAAAAAAUCCAAAUGCUCAACGAGGGCGAACAAGGCACCGCCGAAUAUGGAGUCAACGAAUUCGCCGAUUUAUCCAAAUCCGAAUUCACCCAAUAUUAUUUGGGUUUGAAACCGAACGGAGACAAUAUUGAAAAACAGGCGUCAAUUCCCAACGUUCGUAUACCAUCCGAGUUCGAUUGGAGAACACACAAUGCUGUGACUCCUGUCAAAAAUCAGGGUAUGUGUGGUUCGUGUUGGGCAUUCUCAGUCACCGGCAAUAUAGAAGGUCAAUACGCGAUUAAACACAAAAACCUAGUUUCUUUAUCAGAACAAGAAUUGGUCGAUUGCGACACCGAAGAUAACGGUUGCGGCGGAGGAUACAUGACGACCGCGUAUCAUGCUAUCGAAAAAAUUGGCGGAUUAGAACAAGAAAAAGAUUACCCUUACGAAGGAUCUAAUGAUAAAUGCGUCUUCAACAAAUCCGAAGUGGCCGCUAAAGUCGUCGAUAGCGUUAAUAUUACGAGUAAUGAGACUGAAAUGGCCCAAUGGCUAUUUAAAAACGGUCCUAUUUCUAUUGGACUUAAUGCGUUCGCUAUGCAGUUCUACAUUAGAGGUGUAUCUAAGCCUUGGAAAUUCUUAUGUAAUCCGAAUGAAUUAGAUCACGGUGUUCUGAUCGUUGGAUACGGACAAUACAAAAAACUACCGUACUGGAUUAUCAAGAAUAGCUGGGGUCCUCACUGGGGAGAAAGUGGCUAUUAUCGCUUAUACAGAGGAUCGGGAGCAUGCGGAGUCAAUAAAAUGGCUUCUUCCGCCAUCGUUGAUUAAAUACCAAAUCCAAAAUCAGGUGGAUAUUUUGUAGCGUCUAGCGAAUCCACUACUUGAUUGGUAACGAUAUGUGAUCUGCAUUGAAGUCUUUUUUACGUUUCAUUUUUACGCAAUUGUAUACCUAUUACUUAGUUUAGUGUGGAAUAUAUCAAUAUUGUACCUUAUAAUGUGCCAAGAAAUCACUUUUAUGUACUUGAAAUUUGAAUUUGUAGGUAAUUAGGUACUUAGACCUACAUAUUGUACUAUUUUGAGUAACACGAAUUCAAGUCGUACCUAACCUUACCUCGUUUUUACAAAAUUUUUGCUCGGUGGAGUGAUUUUUUUUAUUCUUAAGUAUCUAAGUUUAAAUUUAAUUUCUGUUAUCAAAUGUACGGUAUUCACGAACCAUUCCGAUAGUUAAAGGGGUCUUAGGAGUGAGAAUGGAUUUCACUGCGAAGGUUUUUGAAAUUUUAAAAAAUCAGCGCGGAAAUUCGACUUGACCGCGAAAAUUUAGUAAAGGAAACCGUGAAAUUUUUUUACUCCGGGUCGCCUUUUAUUGAACGAGUUGUGUUGCAUAUUAAAUAAAUUAUUAUAAAUUGCGA
Messenger RNA from Planococcus citri (citrus mealybug), 2523 nucleotides. It is a transcript of the gene CtsF, whose product is annotated as Cathepsin F. The transcript has 14 exons. The record is from RefSeq and is a predicted model, not a curated record. Bases 257 to 1942 code for a protein of 561 amino acids. Gene Ontology annotation, cellular component: lysosome. NCBI's taxonomy places the organism in Eukaryota, Metazoa, Arthropoda, Insecta, Hemiptera, Pseudococcidae. Gene Ontology annotation, molecular function: cysteine-type endopeptidase inhibitor activity; cysteine-type endopeptidase activity.